Pocillopora meandrina is the source of this 24189-nucleotide messenger RNA. NCBI's taxonomy places the organism in Eukaryota, Metazoa, Cnidaria, Anthozoa, Scleractinia, Pocilloporidae. The record is from the annotation of a GenBank genome assembly.
CAGAGGAAUAGAUACGAUGUUAAAAACGAAAAGAAAGACUUUCUGACGACACCCUUCGACUAUUUCACCUUUCUGCCGCACAGAGCAUGAAUAAUGGUCGAGGACUGUCCACUUGUUUUGGUAGUUCGUGAACCCGAAAAGUUUUAGAAUUGGUUGCUACGGUCCUUAGUAAUUUUCUCCGCGUAGUGUUAAAAGAAUUUUCAUGAGAGGGCCCAUGUUACCUUUCCGUAAAAAAUUAGUUCGGCCGUUGAAUCUACUUUUCAAUUGGUGAUCAUGUCAGCGCAUACUGACUCUGCUACUUUCAACAGAAGGUCUUCGACACCAUCCAGACGAGCUUGGGAAGAAACAGGAGAGAAACCACCGGCAGGCGACUCACAGAACGAUCUUAACAAAAAUGUAGCGGACGGGAAUAAGUCUGUGCGUCAAGAAAGAACUGGAAGUGAAGGACAGAAGACAAUGACAAGCAUGGAGAGCAACGGAUCAACCGAAGUUCGACUUCGGUCUGUGGAAGUUGGUGUCGAGGAAAACGCGAACAUCAAAACGAGUAAAGGUGAAAUCGCUCAAAAAGAUAAUACGACGAACGGAUUUCCAGACGUGAACGUUAAAAAUGGAAAAAAAAAUGGUGCAAAAGAUCCCGAGGCUUUGAAAGGUGAUCAUGUAUGCGAGGAUUCCUGUUGUGGUGACUGGACGUUGUUUACGCGGGUUUUCAAAUCGAAGAGAUUCGAAUCGGAAAAGCUCGAGGGCCUCUAUCAACGUUAUGUGUUUCGCCUGAACCAAAAGUUUAUGAGCUGGCUUAUUGGACUGCUACUUAUCUUAACAUUCAUUCUCAUAGGUUUACAGUUCGGUAUGGAAAAUGAGAUGCCUCCAGAGACUAAUGCCGAAGGCAUUACUUUAUGUAUAUUUGCCGUUGCCUACAUCUUGCUGGCUUUAAUUGUGAAUAGAAGUGGUUCCUCACAGAGUAAUUUAAAUUGGGUAUCUUAUAUUUUACUCGCCAUAUCUUGUGGAUUUGUUCUAGCUUCAGUUGUUUGUCCUCCUUCAGAGGAUGUAGAACCAAGCCACCCUAAAAGCCUUUAUUCGCCAUCAGAUGGCGUGUGGCUAACAACUUUCUUCGUCUAUAUGACUUACACCAUGUUACCAGUUAGGAUGAGAAUCGCCGUCUUCGGUGGCUGCCUUCUUCCUGCGAUACAUCUCAUAUCAAGCGCUGCGAUGAAUAAUAAAGAUCCAAACCUUUCAAGAUUGGUAAGCAUGAUUUUUGUAUCUUUAUUGUUUACUUUCUUGUUUGUAAUUACGGGUUUCAUGAUUUGUGGAGUGCCUUGCUAUCUAGCAGCUUCCCGAACAUGUCUCAUUGCAUAAAUAAUGUAUGAGUAAUGUUUACAUUGCGAGGAAAACUUGAUGUUUGAACUUGUGGAAAUGUAUUUUUUUAAGAGCAGAUUUCUAUACCACCACGUCUUCAUAAAAUUUUGUACCAGUACGAUUUAGUUCUAAUCACAUCUUUCCCUUCUAUCACAUACCGCGGACUUGAAAAUUCUUAAACGGAUUCCAAUUCUCUCGCAUUUCUUACUUCAAGUGCAGGUGAAAUAGCCACAUAUUUUAAUUACUAUAAACAGCUGGUUAAGGUCGUAAAGAACACGCGCCUCUUUUUCCAUUGGUGCGUUCAUUGAAAUCAAGGUGUUAAUCUACUAAUAAAAGCGUUUGAUUAAAAAAAAGGAAAUAAAAUAAAAGCGACCCCAAACGUUAUAGUUUAUAGUGGUUAUAGAAGUGGUCAGGAUAGAAGGUAAUUCAAGCACUGUUAUUUUUAUUUCUUUGUGUUGUUGAGAAUUUGCCUUUGGAUUAGCCUUGCUCGCACUUAUAAAGAAACAAUAUCAAACAUUAACCUGAGACUUUAGAAUUCUUUUUGAUGUUAGGGUUUACCUGUUCACAGGGAAGGUAAAGAACAUGUCGGAGCUUUUUUUCACAGCAAGUUAUUAGUGAACCAGGCUCAUUAUCUGGAAUACUGAUUUCUUACUGUUCCAAUAUUGCUUUUUUCAUUAUUAUUGCUAUCUCAAUAAGGUGGUGAUACUAACUACUUAGUAACUUAUAGUAAAGUAAUAAUGAACACAUGAACAGCUUAAAUACACUGUAAUUUGAGCAUGAAUAAAUAGUUUUAUCACAAUUGUGUCUAAUCUGUCAGAUAAUUGCCAGCUACCCAAAACUAAGAAUGAACAGCAUUAAAAAAUAAGGACCAAGUAUUUUGAGAUUAAAGUUUGAUUAAAAGAAAGGCAAUUAUUGUUGCUUAGAAGCAAAAGUUGUCAGACUUUCUUGCCUUUAGGAGACCUGCACAAUAGAUUCGCUACUUUCUAAUUAUUGUUUUCUGGACUUCAAGGCCAGGAAAUUAAUGGCAUUGUGUUGAAAUUCCUGAAAGAUGCAAGAUUUGAAAACAAAUUUUUUUACAGAACAGUAAUUGACAAACAGACCAAUAGUUAAGAACAAUACAUGAGGGUCAAAAUAAUUCUUCAAAUGUGGCAGAGCCUCACCUGAUGUCAGCAAGUUCAGUGUUUGUUUCCACUCAUAAUUGAUAGCUUGUUUGGGAAUCAAAAUAUUGAUGAUUCCAAAGCUAAUUUUGUUGCUAUCAAGAAUUAAACAUCCAGAGUUUUCUAAAUCAAGUAUUCUUUAGCAUAUUAUCCAUUUCAUUUUGAGCUUCAGAAGGUUUAUUUACAUUUGGAACAGAAGAGAAAACAAAGGUUUUGAAAUUCAGAGCUUAAGUAGUGGGGAACCUUGCAGCAAAAUACAAUUGCACACCACAGAGGUUUAUACCGUGAUGGCUCAAUAGGAAAAACAUAGGAUGAGCAAGUCCUUUUUUAUGAUCAUGUAUAGUAUCAGAAGCAUAGGAGUGAAAUGUUACAAGGUCACAUGUCAAUAAAUUCAUACCCACAUGGGAACAGUUAAUGUUCUUUUUAUCACUUGGAGAUAUUUUUAAAUGCAUUUGAAGAGCAAAAGUGCAAUGAUCAGAUAUAAUUUAUGUUAACUCAGAUUGCAGAAGGGCUGUUUUAACAUCAGAAUAAAAUAUAUAUACAAAUGAAAAAAAAAGACUGCAGGAAAAUAGGGCAGAUUAGUGAUGUUAGAUCCUAGAAGUGAAAAGGUUGUAAAAACUUUUAAGGAAAAGUAAAACUGGUCAUCAUGAUAACAAUAUUAUCUUUGUAUAGGAAGAUUUAAAUGGUACCCUAUUACAUGAAAUUUUCUGACUUGGUACAAUUCAUGUACUGAAGUUAACUAUUUUUAUGGAUCAAAAUUCUCUUUUGCUUCUGAAAAAUGAAAAAAAAAAAAAAAACUGGCAAGAGUAAAUCAGUGAUGAGAACUUCAGGACAUUUCCUUAGACCAAUGGUGUGGUGGAUUCACAUCCUCCACAUAGGUUUUUUUGAGUGUUUGAAAAAAUUUUCAGAAACCCCCUUUAUUAUUUUUGGCUUGAACGUUACCAUCAGUGUUAACUUAUGAGUCUUAUUUCAGAGAGGUGAGGUCUCAAUGUUUCCAGGCAGUCCUAGAGCUCCAGAAAAAAAAGAUAAAACAUUCUUGGGAGUUGGAAUUUCCAAACAUAACUGCAUGUUCAUUGCUACCUUAUGUAUUUUUUAAAAAAGUUUACCUGAUUAAAAUCAGAAUCUUACUUGAAAAUCUUUUUGUUCACAGCUUGUUGGCAAUCUGUUCAUAUUUGUAUGUGCCAAUAUAACGGGGGUCUUUACGAAGUAUCCAACAGAGAUUUCACAACGCCGGGCUUUCCUAGAAACUAGGCGAUGUAUAGAGUCAAGGUUGACCAUCAUGAAAGAGAACCAGAACCAGGUACUGUUUUAUAUAAUUUAAUUUAAACUUGAAUAUUUUUUACUCUGGCAAAUGAAAAAUGUAACCUGGAAAACCUAUGUUAUGUGCCCCAUGUUAUUUGACUGGUUAUAACUGAUGUGUUUCAACCAGUACAUGUGUUAUUCCAUGUCCACAACCAGUCUCCAGAAAUAAGGGUGUUCUAGGUCAGAGGCAAAGGAUAUAAAUGUGGUGUAUUUUACGAUAUAAAAAUGGAGCUUGGUGUGAGCAUUAGUAAUGAUGUUUUUCAUCAUUUAUAUAUUUUUUUUUUACUGUAUUACUAAUUAAAGGGACUGUUGAAAAGUGGGAUCUACAACGUGAUGCUUUGCUUUAAUAGUAUUCCCUUUAACUGAGUGUGUACAUACAAAAUAAGAAUUAAAGAAAAAGGUGAUAUUAUUCAUGAAAGGAGACAGGCAUACUUUGAGAAAGAGAACUUCUAUUGCUCCCACCUAGCAGUCAAAACUACAACCUUGGAAUUAGCACUUUGGAUGCUCUGCCACUGAGCUAUAGGAGACUAGUGGCAGGCUAUAGAUAAACAAGUUUCUAUUGAGAGUUUGUUUGACAGAAAAAAUGUUUUUAAUAGAAAAGGAAAUGGGGUUACAGAAAAAAACUUAAUAAAUUUUUAAUUGCUAACACAGAAUAUUUUGAAAGCUGAAAAAAAAAAAGCGAAAAAAAUUCAAAAGUUCAUAUUAACUCUCCAAAAAGGUUAAGAGUUAAAUUCAGGUAUUUCAAGAAUUAGGCUGACUAAAGGGCCUCAUAAUAUCCCAGUAGAAACAGAAUUCAGGGGUCAAAAAACUGGAGAAAUAUGCCUCUCAGAGGCUGCCUGCUGAAAUAAAUUCUGCAAAAUUGGUGUGUUCACUGAUGUGCUCCCCUAGCUCACUAUGGAGCAAUAACAUACCAGGGUAGGUGAACAUCAGUAACAGAUGAAUUCAGAUCUAAUGUUUUAAUUUUUAAUUUAUCUUCCCUGCUAUAUUAUUAGACUCACAAACAUUCCUUUCAAUGUAGGAGCGUCUAUUGCUUUCUGUUUUACCAAGAUUUGUGGCAAUGGAAAUGAAAGCAGAUAUAGAAAGUGGGGCAUCAGAAACAAUGCAGUUCCACAAAAUUUACAUUCAAAGACAUGAAAAUGUCAGGUUUGUAAUAGUAAUGGUUCAAUACACAAGUAAGGAAAUCAACAGUGUGGAAGUAGGAAACAUCACCCUUCAUUUCUUUUACAAUCACUUAUACAUUGACUGAGACUUGGUGGGUUUUUUAGUGGUUAAGUCAAUGAAAAACUUGUCAUCCUUGAGGGAUCUCAGCAAAGAGCUUGACCAAACUGGUGUUAUGUUGCUCAAAAUAUUUCAUUUUUUGUUUCCUUUGGCUUUCCACAGCAAUUUUAUGUUCUUUGCCAUGGCUCUUUAGUGAGUAAAACAAUUUCUAUAGUACACAAUAUAGAGGCUGUGAUUAUAUGCAGACUAUCUCCCUGGCUGAGAUUAUGUGCAGACCCUCAUUUAGAGGGUAACAUGGAAUUAAUUACUACUUUUCUUGCACUUUACCAUGUUGCACAUGUAAGUCAUUCAGGCUAGAUCAUGUCAAAGUUUAAGAGUGUCAAUUCAAGGUGGGGGUUUAAACAUGUGCAGCAGUUGCCUCAAGUUUUUUGUUGUCUUUCAUUUCAGUAUAUUGUUUGCUGAUAUUGAAGGAUUCACCAUGCUUUCAUCUCAGUGCACAGCUCAGAAGUUGGUUCAAUAUCUCAAUGAAUUAUUUGCCAGCUUUGAUAUGCUUGCUGUGGUAUGAACUUUCCUUUCUUCUGAGAUCUUUUUUUAAUAUCUUAGCAAUUCUGCAAAUCAUUUCUAUUUUAGUUUUAUAUUAAGUUAUGUGAUAUUGGAUGCAGAAAUUGUUUUAACUUGAAUUCUUCCACAUUACUUACAUGAAUUAAGUUUACUGAGAAAUUAGAAAAGCUUCCAAAAACAAUCUCUGACUGACAAAACUUAAAUGUUACAAUGAGUCAAUGAUUUAAAACAUUUCAUAAGCUAUUGCAUAAAGAGGAAGUAUGCCAUUCUGACUGCCUAACACCUCAAUUAAUGGAAUAAACAUGAGGGAUAUUCAUCAAAUUUUGCUACAAUAGAUCUUUUAAUAAUUCUUUUUAGUAUUCAUCAAACGUUUCAGCCAUUCAGCCUCAAUGCUAGGUCUAAAUUUGUUUGCCUAUGCUAAUCAGUAUUAAGGCUAGUGCCCUAUUAUUUGUGAAGGAAGCCAGUCAGCAGUUUAAUCAGGUUUUUGCCCUUUCCAAGGAAAACCAUUGCCUGAGGAUCAAAAUAUUGGGAGACUGCUAUUACUGUGUGUCUGGAUUACCAGAGGCUCGCCCUGACCAUGCUCAUUGUUGUAUAGAGAUGGGCUUAGAAAUGAUUGACGCCAUUGCGUAAGUUCUUUGUUUAGUUUGGUUUCCGUCUUUUGUUGUUAAGGUGCCACUAUGAUAAAAUUUGCAUUUGUCCAAUCCAAGCUGUGUGAAACAGUAUCAAACACAAAGAGACAAAUGUUGACUAUUUUCAAAUAUCUCUUUGGCCUCAGAAUUAAUUAAGUUCUUGAAAUGUGCAAACUAGAAAAGUGCUGAUGUUAUAAACUCUGCCACACUAAGUCUUCUGGUAAAAUACAAAAGCAGAUAUUUAGGCCAGUUUGCAUGAUAAAUUUUGUUUGUAGUGGUAAGCUUGAACCAAAUGUGUUUUAUGACUCUCCCUGUUGGUUUAGGAUUCCCCAGCCAUCUGCUGGUGACACUUGAUUGUAGUAAUAUUCGCUCAUGAAGCACACUUCACUCCUGUGCAUGAUCUGAAGAGUUUAAAAAGUUGUCAAAGAUUGAAAAGGGUUUGUACAGCUCAGGAAAGAGUGUUUCUCUUUUGUAACUGGACCCUAUCACACUACAAGUGUGCUUGGUGGAGAACCAGUACUUUAAAAUUUUUAAGUCCCCCUCCCCUCUUCCAAAACAUGCCCCAUCCAGAAAUAACUGCCCAUCUAAUAGAAGCAGCCCUUCAUAAAUUGCCACAGUAAAGCCCCAUGUGAGAUAAACCUUAACAUUGAAGGAAACAUGGCCUUCAAUUGUGAGAUCACUGGACAUAAAGGUAAAAGAAUGGGGAAAGGGGAGACUUCUUCCUUUUAAAAUGGUAUUGAUUCCGAAACAAGGCCUUUCAGAUGUACAUGAGUUGGUUAAAGAGAAGCCCUCGGGUCUCAAGUGCAAAGUUAAUGGCAAAGCUUUGGUGUAAGAAUAAUAUUGCAAUAAGUACAUGAUGAUAUAUUGAAACUGUUUCUCUGGCCAUAUAGAUCCAAUGUGUAGCACCCUCUUUUGAUAGUAGUCAGCCUUGUUUCUGUGGUAGUUACAGUAAAUACCUUUAUUAAAGGGAAAUACUCAUCAAUUUCAUGUCACAGGUCAUCUUUUUCUGAAACAAUUUUGAAUUUCAAACAUCUUGGAACAAUCAGAAAGUAAUGGCUUCCAGAAGUAACAGCUGCCCAAAAGUUGGCUGAAUUAGAGAGAAACAUUGACUGUCGCUUUUUUAAUCAAAUGAUGUUUGACCAAGUCUCAAUUGUCCAGCUAGCAUAUUGUAUUGAUGUUUUUAUUAUCAUUUCUGUUGAGCAUUGCUUUUGGUUGUUUUUUAGUAUAUUAAUCAGUCUUCUGACAUCUGCAUAACACUGUCUCUGUGUGUGAUUUCUUUUGGUUAGUCGUAUCCACCACUAACUCAAUAUUCUCAUUAGAUACUAGAUUUUCAUUAGGAAAUGUUUAUAGCCUCAUCUCAGGUUAAUAUUAAGAAAGAUUAUCCUUAUAUUGUUAUUAAGAUGUUUAGUGUAGCUUGUAUACUCAGUUAUCUAAUUUGCAUGCACAAUGAUUCAAGAUCUUCAGAUACAGAUAUAUAUAAAUUUCUUUUAUUAUAUCAUUAUGUUCUUCUCAUAUUUUUAUAUUUGUCAUAAUUAUUAUAUUGCACUUAUUAUAAUUACAGUUAUUUUUAUUCAUUUUAUGUAGGAGUGUACGUGAAGCAACUGGUGUCAACUUGAAUAUGAGAGUUGGCGUUCACAUGGGAAAGGUUCACAGUGGGGUGUUGGGACUUGUCAAGUGGCAAUAUGAUGUGUGGUCAGAUGAUGUAACAACUGCAAAUCACAUGGAGUCUGGAGGACUGCCAGGGUAUUUCUCCUACUUUCUUAAUUUGUCAACCCUUUACUCCUUAUCAUCGUUAUGCAUUAAUUUUCUCUAUACUGUUCUCUAUACAUUUCCUAAGGUGCUAACAAGGAGAAUUUGUUUAAUAAUCAAGAGCUGCUUUAGUUGGUGAUCAUUUCCUUCAUUCUCAUGACCUUAAUGUGUGAUUCAGGGGUGAUAUUGUAAGGAGAAAUUAGAUGUUAGUCACUGUUGGGGUUAGGUUAAUGCUGAAUUAUAUUAUUUCCAACUGUGUAGUUGAAUGUACCAAAAUCUGAAAGGGAAUGGUGUAAGCCAGUUAUUUAACUUAACAAGAGAGUGUUGCAUAUCCACCAGAGAGUGCUUAAUUGAGGUUCACUGUCUUACUCAAUGCCCAAAUGAGGUCAUUUAACAAAAAAAAAAAUGACCAAUACUGUCUUUAUUUAGGGUAAAUUUUUUAGGUCACUGACUAUUUUAAACUGAAAAUAGUUUUUAAACUCCUUGGAGUGAUAGACAUGGAACUACUUGUUUUGAUCACAAAAGAAAUAUCCAGCAAAAGGUUUAGCUUCUUAGCUAAAUGUUGUCACGGUGAUAUAUUACCAACUUUUUUUUGUUUAAUACAGUGUACAAGAGGAAACAUUGUCAGCAGCUAUUAAUUUGGUGGCAAUGAAAUUGUAGACUGAGAAUAACACUCAUUGCCUGAGAAAAAGAAUUCUUUGAAUUAUAUCACAAAUUUGAUGGAAGCAUUUUCCAUUCUGAAAAAAAUUAUUUAUAUCAAAAAGUAUUUACCCAGAGCUCAAUGUCAAUGGUACAUCUGAAAUAUCCAUUUUUUUGCCAUUUGGGUUUUUAUUUUUAAAGUUGUUGCAUAUUUUGGGGCUGCUUAUGGUUUUGGUUUGUUUCAUCUAUUUAGUGUUGCUCCUAUUGUUAUUUCUUGCCAGACGUGUUCAUAUAACAGAUUCUGUACUGAAUUGUUUAAGUGGGGAUUAUGAGGUUGAAGAAGGGCGAGGACAGGAACGGGAUCCUUAUCUAAAGCAGUACAAUAUUGAAUCAUACCUUAUUGUAGCUGAACACCCAAGGGUAAGUCUGUCAUACACUUUGUCAGUGUAAGAUAGAAACUUUGACUACUUGCGGAAUUUUCUAAAUUGCUUCCUUUGUGUUAUGAUAAACAGAGAAGGAGAAAGAGAUUUGGAAGGGUAGUUGUAAAUGUUCUCAAGUUUAAAACACUGUCGGAAACCUAAAGCUGAUUGCUUUUCAAGCAGUUUCAUUAGCACUGCAUUAUGAAAGAGGAAGAACUUAUCUUUAAUAUUAAAUUAAAAGACCAUUGUGUUUGUAAAAUUUGACUAAAUUUACAUUUAGGAUCUUUUUCUCUCAGUAGACGCAAUGUACAUUUUAUAUUUUAGUCAUCUGCUUCAUAAUCUGUUCUUUUAUUGUAUUGUAUUAAUUAGAUAAAUUUAAUCCCAAGAAUUGAUUGCAAGGAUUGUUUUAGUAUCCCAUAGAAUACAAAUUACAUUUUAAAAAAGCGAUAACUGAGUGUUUUGCAGGCAUGCAAAAAUAAUGCUUAUCUACUACAUGCUAUGGUCUUCAAUAUGUAUGCAACAAAAAAAAAAAAGAUGCAUUUGUCUGUGUUAUUGGUCCCGUAAUGGUUGUUGAUGUUUGGGGGAAAUGCUACUGACUAGUAGAGGUACCGGUGGUUUACUGCUUUUCCAGAAUCUUUCACAGCUGCAAAGGAUAAUCAUUCAACAUUACUUAGCCAUUUACUUUGAGUCUUUAAGUCUAUAAAGUCUGUAGGGUAAUAAAUUAAGGAUAGACUUUACAGGUAUCCUUUGCCAAAAAAGUUGAAAAACUUUAUUUUUAGUUACAAAUAAUAACAAAACAUUUUUCUUUCUUCCCAUAUGACAUACUUUUUUUACCUCAAUGGAAUGCACUUUCUUGGUCUUGCACUAUGUAGAAGGUAUGCAAAUAAAAAUAUGUUACUCAGUCACAUAUAUUACACAUUUCACAUACUCAAGUUUUGCUCUUACUUGUGACAGAUACUAACAAAAAAGCAAGAUGAAAAUUGUAUGCUGUUAAAAAGAGCUAAUCUUAUGUUGUGUUCAGGAGUAAAUUGUUUCCUCUGGAUAUUGUUAAAUUAAAAGAGGUUUACUCAAGCACUGGCAAAGAAAAUUAUCAUAAACUUGAAGUGAAAACUUCAAUGUCAGAGUGAGGCUUUGUGUGAAUUUUUGGUCAGAAGUUUCACUUGUUUCAAUUUUUGUGUGUUAAUAUCCCCUUAAUCCACUUCUCCCAAAUGAUUUUAAAUUGAAGAAAUUUAAUUUUGAUCAUUACUAAGUGUAACAAGUAUUCACCUAAGAUUUGUUUUUAACACCCUCAGCGAAAAAAUACUGCCUUAAAAGAAACUAAGCAAGAUGAUCAAGACAAGAAAAUGCAGGCAAGGUAAGUUAAAUUUAGUAUCUGUUGGUUUGAGAAUAACUGAGCCUCAGAAUUUUAAUCACAAUGGUUGAGAUGAUUUUUCCCAAAACAAUUUUUGUUUCUCUAAUUCUUCUGGCAAUUUGAGGAGCCAAAAACAUUUCGUGGAAGUGCUUCUCAAAAUCCAGAUACCACAAUAUCUGAUGUAAACUUUAUUUUGUUUGACAGGCUAGGUAUUACAGCUUCAAAUCAGCAAGAUCCAGAGGAUGAAGUCAAUGAAUUUCUGGGAAGCUCUAUUGAUGCCCGCAGCAUUGACAAGUAAUUUUGUUUCAUAAUUUUGUGUAGAAAUUAUCAUAGUUUUGAACUAUUUUGAGUUAUUUGACUUUACAUGACUUUGUUUUAGGUUGCGCAAAGACUAUGUGCGGCCAGUACUUCUCACAUUUAAGGAUCCAGACAAGGAAGAGCUUGUAAGUACAGAAAAGGCAACAUUUUUUGCAUGCAGAAAGGUGUUUGUUGCAUCUUUACUCAGAAUAUGAAUUUCCCUCAGUCUUUGCCAAAACAUCUUUGUCAAAAAAAUAAUUGAAGCAACCAUUUCCUAUAAGAUUAGAAUUUGAACCCAUGUGAUAAACGAAAUAUGACUUGUUAAUUUUGGCAUGAAGGUGAUGAAGUUAAAUACAUGAUAUGACUGUACAAUAGAGACUAUUUUUGAUACCUUUCCUCAGCAGGCAUCUCUGUAUGGUUGUGUGAUUGAGACUCCCUUUGGUGAUUUUGGGAAAAAAAAAAUGAUUGAAUAGGCCAUUUCUAAGUUAUUGCAGUCUAGUAUGAAAUUACAGUGUGAUGACCAGGCUAUGUGCAAAGUUGCUUUCAUUAGUACAAAGAAUAAUGAGCUGUGGUGAUGAAAAUGAUACUCAUAUUCAGUGUAGGAGAGUAAAAUAUUAUUUUUCAGAGUUUUUGUUUGACCUCCUUGUGCAACCUAGCUUCAAUUGCUUUUAUGUCAUCAUUUAACAAUUUUUUUCCUUUGAUUGGUAAAUUACAAAUUUUAAUUCUGCAAAUUACAGAUUUCUGGCUCAUUUUGUAAACAUAUUUCAAUUUUUUUUCUUUUUUUUUUCUUUACACAAAUUACAGUAAGCACUCACUAGAAAUCAGCAAGAAAAAAUAUACAUUCAAGCAUUCAAAAUUCUAGGUACUGGAAAUUUGCUGUGACUUGUGUGUAAUUUCCCCAACAGCUUUUUGCAGCCUUGGACAGAAGAGGCUAGUUGGAUCUGUUUUUUCGCUGCAGCAUUCUUCCAUAAAACAAACAGUGUGAUCAAACAAAUCAAACUGCAAUUUUAUUUCCUUUAAUUGCUGCUAUCACCUAAGUGUAUACUUCUCUCCCACAUCACUCUUGCAUUGAAUUUCAAGAAAUUUUCACUCAUUUUCACCACCACUGUGACAGCUCUUUAUUCUUUACACAGAUGAGAAAAACUUCACACUUAGCCUAGUUCUAUAAUGUUGGUACCAGAUCACUGAACUGCAGAAACUCAGAAUCAGCCCAUUACUGUAUUUAUCUGCAGAGAGGCUGCACCCCAAAUGCUUAAUUCAUAUUUGUGGAAAUAGUUAGUGAAUUGGAAUUAGAGAUCAAUUAGCUUUUGCAAUAAUUUUCAUUAAGAAAAAAAAGUUUAAGAAUAUAAAAGCUGGCCUAGAAGAAAGUGUAUGACCAAAGUCAAGCUGAAAACAGAUGCAUAGUUAAGGUCAAACUACAUAACAAAAUUGGAAUCUCAUCAAUUCUCAGAAAUUUUUCCUGUGCCACUCUCUGUAACAAACAAAGACAUUUUUUCUUGUUAUGAUUGCCACCUUCAAACAUUCUUUGAGUCUACUUGAUACUGGCAUGUUGCCUCUCUGGGAUCCUUUCUUGUAGAGUAAGUAAUAAGGGUAAGUCUAAGGCAUGCUGUUUAUGAUAUGCUGGAAGAUGCUUUUGGUUCAAUGAUUUCACAGAAAUGCUUUCCAAUUUUACUAGCACAUAAUGAAAAUUGAUACCAUAUAACAUAGGAGAAAAACUUGUGUCUGUCAGGUUGCAAUGAUGUGAAUCAAAUUGGAAGAAAUCGUAGUUUAUAUAUAAGUAUGGUUUGGCUUAUGAGAGAAAUGAAUGGAGCUUUGUAUUUAUUUGAAGUGGACAGCAAUAUAGGAGGGUAUCACAUUCAUGUUGGCAGCUAAAAACUUUGAAUUGGUUAUUUCUUGUCAAGUAGUCCAGAAGUGUGACAAGUUUAAUAAGAAUAACUUGGCAGGGAUGGAAAGGAAAGUGUCAAGCAUUCACCAUUGGCAUUCUGUAGAAUUGUGCCUUAUUUUAUUGAGAGCAGUGCUGAAAUUUACUGUCAACUGAGUGGGAAAAAGAAGCACUCUGUUGGCCCACAAGUAGGAAUGGCCAUUCUUUGAAAGCUGCACUGAACUUCCCUUGGUGGUCUUCCUUACACAAGAAUAGUUAACAAAAAGCUUGAUGCCCUUAUUUCGGCAGAAAGGACCAAGAUUAUUUGUAGAUGUGAAUGUAGUAUUUUGUUGUGUUUGCUGUGAUGAUCACUGAGUUGAUGCAAAAGCAAUAUUUGUUAAUGUAAAACUCUGAGCUAUCAUGCAUAUUAAUGAGGUGUAACUUUUGUCCCAUUUGUUGAAAAACAAAAAACAAAAAAACCUGUGGCCUAUCCACUGGUAAAUACAGUGCAUCUUUCAAAGGUGAACCUUUUGUUCAUAUGACUAUGCUUGCAACAUAAACAGUGCAUGUUAAUGUUAGCAAGGAAACAAAAAUGGUAUUUGUAACACUGAUUGAGUGGAUUCAAAAAGUAUCUACAAUAGUAGUUGCAAAUAUUAAAAAUGUUCCAUUUAGUGUAAAAUACUAAUAUUGAAUACUAAUAGUAAAAUUAGUUUCAAGGUGCCAUGCAAAUCUCAGUGCAAAAGUACAUUCCCUCUGUUACUGUUAAUUACAAGCAGUGGAAAGUGCUUUCAUUUUGAACAAGUCAGUGAAACUAACUAAACUCAUAAGCCAAAAUAAAUGAUUAAACUAGGCAGGUUGAUCUUGUUUCAGUUACUCUUUUUCUCCUGAUAGUUUUAAAUUGUUAUUUUCUGUUAUUGCAGUAUUCUCAAGAAAAGGAUAGAAUGUUCAAGUCUUACACUGCAUGCAUUCUUCUCCUCUUUGUCCUCAUAGUUAUGGUUCAGAUUACAACCCUUCCAAGGUAUGUAUUCAAAUAAAUUAAACUGAUAAAGUACAUAUAGGUUACAUACAUGUAAUGUUACCACACAUCUUUAAAACUUGUGAAGGAAACACGAACUUACGAUUUACACUGCAUUUUUUUGGAAGCUAAGUCGUCUAAUUUUAGGGAGCCUAUUAGAUUAAAGCUCUCUUCCAUUGCCAUUUUUUCACUAUGCAGUAUGACCUCCUUCCUUGUCACUUUUUGAGAGUAGGUAGUAAAUGUCACUUAUUACAAUUACAUUUAUACCUGGAAACUGCAUUUCUGGGUAAUACUUUGAGCUCUCUGAAAAAGUUUACCCACAUGAGGUCCAUUCUGUACAAAGAUGUUGGCAUGUGUGAAUUGAUACAAGAUUUUUUUGUUUUGUUUGUUUGUUUGUUUGUUUGUUUUUUCUCACAGCCCUCACCCUUUUAUUAAGUGUUUUAACUCUUUCACCCCCAGGAGUGACCAUUUCUCCUUACAAUAUAUAUUAACCCCAAAUCACACAUUCAGGUCAUGAGAAUAAAGGACAUUGUCACCAACAAGAGAAGCUCUUAGGAGUUGUAUAGGGAACUGUAUGGAGAAUAUGCAUACUGAUGUUAGGCUGGAAAGGGUUUAAGCAUGAAUUAUGGAUUAAAAUAAGAGACAGUAAGUCUAUAGGAUCUUUGAAGCUAACAGAGAAUGUCUUUUAUUAGUCCUUAAAUGGGGUAAAUGAAAGAGCUUUGGACCUCUGGUUUGCCUGUAAAACAAAAUAUUUCAGAAAUUAUCACAAAAAGGACUUGGUCUAUGAACAUAAAUUUGCCUAUUUGUAGUCUUUGGAUAAUCUCAACAUAUAUCGUUGUUGGUUGUUUUUAGUUAAUAAUUGGGUAGGUAUAAUUCUAAUUAAAAAUUUUUUUUCCUAUCCUUAGAACAUAUGUAACUAUGGCUGUUUUCAUAAGCACAUUUCUUGUUGUUGGUGCCCUUUUCCUAUUGGUUGUAGCUGAGAAGUGCCAGGUAUGUUUAAUUAAAUUUUAGUCUACAAUGUUUUCAUUAAAAUAUCUCAUUUCUGGUCCUUGUUUGUAGACAUCUUUCCCUUUAAUUUACCAGAAUAUACCAAGUGGUUUGAGGAGCAUUUCAGCCAAACUUGCACAGUCUCAAACCAGUUGCAGAGUAGUAGCAACUGUAUUGGUUCUGACUUUGUAUAUUGCUGCCAUUGGAAAUUUUGUAAGUACUUGAACCCAUAUUUAUAGUUCAAUGUUAUUCCCAAUUAAAUCUUUACAAAGCAGUUUUAUGUACUUAUGUGAAGUACUUCAUAUGAUGAUGAUAAUCCGACUAUGCGUUGUCGCUCAAGUGCAAUUUUCUUUACCUAAUGCCUUACACAACCGACCGCCCAUUAUAAUGUCAUUUGUAGUGAACUUUGAAUUUUUGCAGUUUGUUUUUCUUUGAUUGAGGGGCUCUUUGUUGGCAAUACUAAGAGCUAAUAUUUAUUAUAAAAUUGGUGUGGUUAGAUAGACACCUAACUUCUUAACUUUGAAGACUUAACAGAAGUGGUAAUUUUUGUGUGGUUUCAUCACAGUUACAGAUAAGAUAAAAUGAAUUGUUAUGUCUGUGAUGUUCUUCUUCAGUUUGGCUGUGACUUAGGGAGAGAACUGAUGGAAGGAAAAUCUAGAUGCAAUGAAUCUCAUUUGUCUUAUGUUGGGCUUCAUCCUGAUACAGAAUUCUGUGACUACCCACAGGUAAGAGGGGCAAAAUAGCUUACGUCACCAAAGAUGAUGUCUCAAAUAAGUUAUUAACCUCUGAAAUUCAUAAAGAACAUUAAAUAGCGCUUGAUAUAUUGUGUUCAUAGUACUAUUAAGAUGGCUGAUAGCUGAUUGUUAAUAAAAGUGAAACUUGAUAAUGAAGUUGAGAGAAAGUUGUCUUUUAACUUGAAAUAACCUCAGAGUGGUUGAAACUUUUUCAACUUUGUUAAAUUGUCUUUUGGAGAAACUUCUUAAAUGAAGAUUUUACUGGUGAAUAUUUAAAAAUAUAAUUUUGAUACAUUCAUAAUACCUUAGGAAUGAAUAUGAUUUGUUAAAUUAAUUAUGUGUUCACUUUAACUACUAUUUGUUGUUUUUCUUUUUUCAGUACUUCACAUUCAGUGUGAUGUUAGUGAUGAUAGGCUGUGCAGUCUUCCUGCAGCUUAGUACAGUGCACAAGUUUUCAAUGUUGGCAGCCAUGUCAACUAUCUUUAUAGUCUUGAUAAGAGUUGUCUUUACAGAUCUUUUCAACAAUCAUGAUAAGAUCCAUUAUUGUUGGUGAGUACCAGUAUAGCAGGAAGUUCUAUUGUUUGAAUUCAUGUUGAUCGCAGCAUUUGAGGGACACCAUGUUAAGCCACACAUGUGCACUUACUUACCCUAUUAACUUUGAGAAAAACAGCAACCAUGUUUUCGCUUUGAGAAUACAGUGAUGGAGCAAAAAAUUACUGGUAAUGGAGAAAAACUCAGCAAGCCAAUGAGUCACACGAAGUAGUUCACUCAAAUUGGUUUAUAAUGUAAAUUAUGUUGUUUCUUAACCAAGUACUUAAGGCCCAGCCACUUGAAUGGUCAACAUGUAAAGUCAUGAUGUGCCCUGUCCAAGCAUACUUGGAGCUUGCAUAAUGAGGAGUUUUGUACACAUCUGGACACCGUCUUAAUUUCACCUACUUUAAUUUCAUUGGUGUUUUCACAAAAAUCAGAAAAUGCUCUCCAAGUGCCAAAUUAGCCCAUUUGUGCAGUUAAAUAGUGAAGACUAGUAGCCCCUCAAAACUUUUUACUGAUUAAUAGGAAUAGCCAACUAAGUUGUUUUUAGAAAAUGAAAUUAUGGUUGCUUGUGAGUAUGUCUCAAACAGUGAUUUGAGAUAAUGGUCAUUUGCAUGUUUGCACCCACAUUCCUGGCAAAUUGCAAUGAAUUUGUUGCACUUAUGCAGAAAUUGUUGGUCACUUCAAAACAGUGAUUUAAGGUAUAGUGUAAUAAAUUUGUUGCACAUAUGCAGAAAUAGCUUGUCACUUCAAAGCAUUUAGGUUAAAGCAGAAAAAAAUUACCAAUUACUUUAUGACCAAAACUUAAUUCAAACUCAUUCAAGACCAUAGGGCUUUUUCAAUCAAAGCACAUGCUAAUUUCUUACAUGUAUAAAUCCAACGAAAUUAGUCAUACGUGACCCCCUCAUUUUACUACCAGAAAAUCAUGGAGCUUUUGCUCAAAGAGUUUUGAAAGUUCUUUUAAUUCAGAGAAAAUUGUAAAUUGAACUGUGGUUGAAAGCAGUGAAAAAGUAAAUGGUUCCAAUUAUUUGAAUAUUUAAGAAAAAAUUCUGUAAUGGACAGGGUAGCCAAAUUUCCACAACUUCACUCUCAAAAUAUUCAUACUAUUGAUGGGAUAUGUUUUUCCUCAGUUUUUCAUUUAAAAGUGAUAGAUAAUGGUCAGUUGGGCAUAUGGUUGGUAUACUGUAGCAUUCUCCAAAUUUCAGAUAGUAUCUUGAGAACAGUAGGUUCAUUGUUAAAUUCACAUCUGCUGUGAGAAUGGAAAAGUUAACAACAGGCAGGAUAGCCAAUCAAAUUUUGCCAUAUUUAAGACUUAUUCACGUUGGUAUCUCUGUGGUAUCAUCACAUGAAACUAUGACAUAAGUAAGGACACCAUACAACUUGAGUUCAUCUCACCUUGCUCCUGGUAAGAGUUUUUCUCCACCACUGUUCUGUUUUUCAUGUUGUAUGUUACUGAAAAGUCCCAAAUAUGAUUUGGCAUUAAAUCUUUAAUUUUAGGUUGUUACCCGAAGAACCAAUAUCCACUGGUGGAUAUAUCAAGUGGAUUGAUCUUUCCAUAGUAAUUGUUGUGAUGUUGACAAUAGCUUUAACUGCACAUGGAUACUUGGUAAGGAAACAAUGAGUUGCAUUUCUUUACUUUUUUUUCUUCCUUUUUUUCAUGCCCCCUAUAUUUUUUUUUUUUCUCUAAACCAACAGCAUGAGGAAAUAUCUAGACUGGACUUCUUGUGGAAACUUCAGGUGAAUUACAGGUUUUAUGGUAUUCAUGAUAAUUAUGAACCUAAUGACUAAAGUCAUUUAAAAAUUAGCAUCAUAUUGACACACUCUACAGGCAACCUUUAGAAUGAUUCAUAUCAAUUUUUUUUUUUUGUGUUGUUCAAAGUAUAUAUUUUGUAUUAUCCAGGCUACAGAGGAAAGGGAAGAAAUGGAAAAACUCAGAGAGUACAAUAAGAAAUUGCUGUAUAAUAUCCUGCCUGACCAUGUUGCUCAGCAUUUCCUUGCACAACAAGCUAAAAAAAAUGAUGUAAGUUUUUUUUUCAAUCAUAUUAUCAGGAAUACAAAAUAUAAGAUUUACUUUAAUGUUGUAUGACUAUGGACAAUGAAUAAUCAACUUUUUUGAGUUGUUUUUUAUGUUCUCUGUAACUUGGGUUAUUUGUAAUAUAAGGAAUGAGGUUCAGGUUUUUUCAUUAUCUUCUUAUGCCAAGGACAGGACUCCAAGCCCAAUUAUUGAAAAAGUUACCUUUCAACUUCAGUUGUAGAAAGGUUGCCAUAGAGAAUUUUGCUCACCUUUCCUCUCCCCCCUCUAAAAAAAACAAAAUAAAAACAAAACAAUGGAGUGAGGUGAGAGGAAUGAGAGACCCUCCAGGCAUUACAAACUACUAAUUUGUACCUUAUCUGAUUGAAACCAAUUUCCUGUGCACUGUACCUUAUGUGUUCUUUGUACCAGCCACCAGUUAUACCAGUUUGUACCCUAAAGCAUCUAAGAAGUUUUAAGCUGUACUUCUGUUCUUAAAUUAAUUGAUAUUAUGUUUCUGCUUGAUUUCAGGAACUUUAUUACCAGUCUUGUGAUAAGGUCAUUGUCAUGUUUUCUAGUAUCUGUAAUUUUUCUGACUUCUACACUGAGCUAGAUGCUAAUGGUGAAGGAGUUGAGUGUUUACGUCUCCUUAAUGAGAUACUGGUGGAUUUUGAUGAGGUGAGUGUUUGAUCUCAAUAAAUUUGCAGAUGUGCUGAAUUACCAGCUCCUGGUAUCAAAGGUCUAUCUUUGUUACUCUUAGUAAAUUCUUAUGCUGGCAAACAUGACCUACAUUUGUUGUUACUAAUUUGACACCUGCCAGAUGUCAUGGGCUCUAUAAGCUGACCAUUCCUUAGCUGUAGAAUUUAGAGUGUUCAUAUGCCGAAUUAUUACCUUAAAAAAUCAAUUCAAUAUAUACUGAAACUUCAAAAAUUGAUAGAAAGUUAUCUGUUUGGUUUAUUUCAGCUUCUUUCAGAGCAACGCUUCCAGUGUAUAGAGAAGAUUAAAACAAUUGGUGAAACAUACAUGGCUGCUGCUGGAAUUAAACCUGAAUCUCAGGUUAGUAUUGGGAAUAAGAAGAACAUAAAUAGGUACAGCUGUACCCUUAAUCUGUCAGAAAUUUGUCUGUUAAUUUUAUCUGAACUUCCCUAGUUGUAAGAUUUUUAGUGCACAGGAAAGUUAUACUUAGAGAGUCCUGUUUUAACAAAGUUUUCAGGGGCCAAUAACAUACUGUGACUUUAACUUCCUUUUGAAAAGCAAAAAAAAAAUUUGCUUAAGAUCGCCAUAUAAGUAAAUUCAGUUGAUGUUCAUUGAAUUAAUGAAGCAAAUGAAAGUAACUUUGACUUAUUAAAACAAAUUUAUGUUUUGAUAUUUAUCCCUCUGUGUUUGUAGAAAGGUAGAAAGAUUUCUGCAGUUACAGCCUAAUAUUUAGACCACCCAAAGUGUAAACAGAUUCAAUGCAAAACUCAUUUGGUGAAUUUGGGAAAAUUGAACUGAUGAACUGUGAAGUGUUUAAAAUUGAUUUGUUCUUGUGAUGCAUAUUUAAGUGUUUGGGAUUGCAGAAUUUCAGAUGCUUUGUAGUUGCACUGAUUUAUAAAUUUUAUCCAAAAUUCAUGACUAGUUCUUUUCUAGGGAAUGUUCGCAUACAUCAUUCCAACUGAACACAACUCCUAAUAUUUAAGGAUCCAUUAAAAUGUCUUGAUUGAUAUACGGUUUCCAGGCAGGUGGGGACUACAAUAAGCUACAAAAGUAGUUGAAUUAAAGAUUUCAAAACACUAGAAUGAUGAAAGAAGAAAACAUUAAUUUUUCUCUCUUUACCCAAAAUAUUCUACUUGUUCUUCCUCUCCACUUUAAGAUAAAGUAUUAGUCUAAACAUUAAAAGACACAAAACUGUGUUGGUAGUAGGGAUGAAAUGAAGCUAGAUCAUCUGAGCAUAAGAAUACUGCAUUUCACUGAAAUAAUUGGUUGUGAGAAACAGAUAAGAAGAAAGUAUUUGUCACUAAGUUGAUUAUGUUGGAAGCACAUUAAAUCAAAUGCAAUAAAUUAUUGAUGUUGAUGUUAUUUCUAAUCACAUGAUUUUGAGUGCAAUUUGGAAUAAAUAAGCAUGAGUAAAUUGUUUAAAAGACUAACAAAAUUGUGCGAGCCUGAAGGGCGAGUGCAAUUUGUGAAAAAAUUAACAAGUGCUUAUUUAUUCCAGAUAGCACAAGAAAAAUCAUGUGAUUAUGUGUUAAUAAUAGACAUGAAAAAAAUAUGAGAUAGCUUAUCAUAAUUAAGCAUAAGCAAAGUGCACACAUCAAGUGAAAAAAUAAUUUAUUCAAACCAUGCUUUCAGUCAAAACAACCACGUACGAUCAAAACAAUAAUAUGCAAUGAUAUCUUCACAUCUUUAAGGUGCAAAAAAGUUCAAAGUCCAGCUAAACAGUUCAAAGAAUUGUUCAGUCUGUGUCCAAAUCACUUUCGAUGAAAUGGAAUCGUUGUUUCUGAGGUUUAACCAUGUUUAUUUUUAAUUUUGGUGUUGGAUCGCUCAAGCAAAGUGUUAAGCUGGGUUGGUUCAUAAUUUUCUAUUUCCUUGGCAAUUCCCUCCUCUAAACACCACUUUUUCCAAACGACAACCAAAAACCAGUGCUUUUUACAGUGUUUUUGUUGUUUGAGCUAUCUUUCAGCUGCAGUAGCGAAAGGAAACCUACCUAAAACACUGGCCAUUUUUUUGUGCGCAAAUUUUCAAAUUUUGUUGCAACAUCCGAGGCUCACAUUUGAUUGGCUGUCUGUGAGUUUCUUUGAUUAGUGACCAAUCAGAAUGUCUGAUUUGUUACUUUCUUUGCACUGAAUUACCUGAAACUGUUUUUAUCUUAACCAAUCAGAACUGAGUAAUUAUUUCAUGUAUAUAAUUAGCAAAGAAAUAUCGAGACAUUUUUCUGUUUGUUCUUACAGGAGAAAUUGGCAACCCUAAGUCACAUAGUAACAAUGGCUGACUUUGCCAUGGCAAUGAAAAAGAAACUAGCUGACAUAAAUUUACAUUCUUUCAAUGACUUCAAGAUGAAAAUUGGUAAGUUUAAAGUUGCCAUACUCACUGUCAAUUUUAAAAGAUUCUCCUCUGAGAUGUUAAAUGGAGAUUAAUUUUAUUCUGUUUUAAACCCCUCCCCUCUUAUUGUAUUGGUGAUUAAUAUGUGGUAGUUGUCAUUUCCAGUUGCAUGUUCAGAUCUCUUGCUUGAUUGAUUUUUUUUUUUUUAAGCCAACUGUUAAGUUCACAGGUAUACAGUAGACUCAAAGUUUCAAAAUACCAAGUCUUAAUAUGCAAAUUACAUAACUGUAGUAGUUAUUACUAACAUUCAUUGCUGACACCACUUAUGGAAUUAUUAUAUGAUAUGAUAUGGGUAGGACAGAAAUUUAAAUCCUGCUGCUGUUGAAAUUGUCCAAUUAGAGAUCUACAUUCCUGAAAGCGGUCACAAAAUACAUGCAGUGGAAUUGUUUUCCUGACAGCUAGAUUGAUGAUAAUAUCUUCCAUAGAAGCUGACUGUUUACUUUGUGCCUGUUAGAAUACUUAUUGCAGUUAUCCCCUUUGUAAUAAGUAUAGCUGACUUCAGCUGAAGUCACAUACUAAAAGGUUCUAAGAUGAAAAUAUAAGAGCAGUUCUUACAGAUUCAACCAUUCCUAUAGUGGAUCCUCUUAUCUUUUUUUCUAAUAUCACUACCAUUCCUACAGUUUCUGCUACCCCCACUUUUGCUGUAACUUUUACAGUCACAAUUUACUAAAUUGAAAUGGACAAACCUUCAGAUAAAUGUAUACCAUAUGAACUUUUGUUUCUAUUUUCUUGCUCUUCAAGGUUUAAAUUUUGGUCCUGUUGUGGCUGGAGUGAUUGGUGCCCAUAAGCCCCAGUAUGACAUCUGGGGUGAUACAGUGAAUGUGGCUAGCCGUAUGUACAGCACUGGCAAGCCUAAGCAUAUACAGGUCUGCUACAUGUACAUUAUUUCAUUAUUGUGUCUAAUUGGUUCUGCUAAAAUCACAAUACUUUGAUCUAAGUAAGUAAUUUUUGCAUGCCAUGGAAAUAUGCAAUACAAAUUCAUAAAUUAUAAUUGGUUAUUAUAUAUUCAAAAGUUUACAUCAUCAGUAGGGUUUUAUAAUUUCAGCGUCUUGUUAAGAACAAAUAGUCUUUGUUUUUGAUGUUAUGUAAAGAUGCUACAACACCACACAAUGUUGUUAUGGUAUAUAGUCAAAGGUAAAAUGACUCAUAUUUAGCAGUAGCGCAAACUUGAUCAGGCAUUUCACUUUUGGGUGAAUGCGAUGUUUCCUCAUUGAGGAGUGCUUGUAAGGUGUAAAGCACUUUUUCCACUGUUAAAUGAACAUGAUUAGAAAAGUCUUUAGUGCCCCGACCCCUAUAUUCAGUUGAAUUGACUUAUUUUGAUUGUUACAGGUUACACAAAGUGUUUAUAAUAUUCUCUCUACACGUGGUUACACCUUUGAAUGUCGGGGCUUAGUGGCAGUUAAAGGAAAAGGCAAAAUGGUCACAUACUGGAUGACUGGCAAAGAAGGAGACCAAUCAAAUGAGUGAUCUCACUAACAAUUAAUUACCCACCAAUCGAUUUGUUGUAAAGUAAUAUUUAUCAUCAAAGUUAUUUGUAUGAUUAACCUUACAAAGUAUCUUUUUGUAACAUACUUAUCCAGAGUCAGUCACUGCUUUUUGUCAUAUUUAAAGUGUAUUAGAUUCAAACUUCAACUUGUUUUUCAUUCAGAUUAUUUAAGUUAUUUUAGUCACUAAUAACAUAGGAACAGCAUGUCCCUUUUGGGUAGCUGAAAGCAUCUCCUUGACCUUCUUUUUCUUGGAAACCCUUUAAACUCAAAGAAUUUGGAAGAGUACUGGAGGACUUUACAAACAUGUUUUUCAUCGGUUUAGUCGUAUGAAAAUGUGUGUGGUCUCAGAAAUGUUAUCAGAAAGUAACAGCUUUCGUCAGUUUUGGGUAAAUAUCUGCCCGUUUCAAUUUCACUUAGGACGUGGGUAAUUUUGAGAAUAAGGGUUGUGUGUUUUUUUAAAUGUAAUGGUGAAAUUUAUCAUGUACAUGCAGUUCAAGAUGUUCAACAACACUUAACACAAUAUAGACCCCUCUGCCUGUUUGUCUUCAUUAUUCUCUUCACUUUUUUUUUACCCUGUGUCGUACGAUUUAUAGUACACUUCCCUGGCAGAUAAUGAUGUUGACCUCUUUAUUUUGAUGCUUGUGUACAUCAUCAAUAUUACAUCAGAGUGCUGAAAAUAGACAGGUGGUCACUAUAAAAGACUCAUGCACUGUGGCAACAACAUUGUCACCAUCUAAUUGUUUGUUGUUCUGAUACAAAAUUGUGAAAAGUCAAGAGGAAAAGCAAGUUAGUAACUGCUAAAUUAACCUCAUUUUCAGGAGAGAAAGUAUUCUCAGGUUUCUUGCUGGUUGUCUCGGGUACUUUUUACAAGAACACUUGUAUUGCUUUGUGUAAAGAAAAGAACUUAAUUUAUUUUGAAUUAUAUCACUUAAUUAUUGAGAGUAGAGAGCUUGCUGAAAUUUUGGGUGAUUUCAGAUGGCAUAGAUGUCAUGCAGGAAUCUGAUACACAAAUUCCUCAAAAGAAAGUUAAUAUAUAUAGUUAAAUUAUUAGUAUCUGAUUCUUAUGAGAUUUAAUUAGGUAACUGAGAAAAAAAAACAAGCCACGAAUUUUCGACUUUCCUCCAAUAUAUUUCUUAGCAUGUGUUAGGUGGGACGUUCAUUUAACAAUAGCAUGCUGUGUACAUUGCACAUAUGGAAAAUGUCAUGCAAAUCGCUGAGUCGUCGCGAUUUUGCUUCAACCUAUUAGACACAUGGAAAGUCAGCGCCGCACUAGUAAGAGUAAUUUGUUUUGAUGGCCGGCUGUUGUUUCCUUGUAACUAGCCAACGGGACGUUUCCUUUGGUUGGUUGGUUGGUUCGGUUGUUUCAUUAAAGCCACGCAAAAUGCUAAAUCAAAGUACUUGUAUCUAACUAGUUUCGGGUGUAAUUUUAGCCUUAACAAAGUAGAGCAAGUGUGGUUGUCAACAUUCCAUAUCCUUGGACACGACAGCUAUUAGUGCAUUUUGAAAAUCUGCUGCAAAUGUGUAGCAUGUUGAAAGAGACGAGGUGUUUGUAGGUUAGGUGGUUGUGUUAAAUACAUCAAGUACAAAUAUAAGCGUAAUUUUUAAUAUUUUAGAUGAUUAAAAGAUAUUAGUAGACUUGGCUGGUGGUUGGGAAUUUUUAACUAAGUGAUUUUAAUAGAAAUUAAAUGAGCUUAAGAAAGUGACCAUCGCACUACGUAUAUGUAGAAAUUCAAUGGCUUUGAUCUAAUAUAUUGACAAGCAACAUUCCCCUUUGUAAAUAUGUCGUGAAAUAAAGUGUUUUUUCGGUCUC